Messenger RNA from Closterium sp. Naga37s-1, 6834 nucleotides. Lineage: Eukaryota; Viridiplantae; Streptophyta; Zygnematophyceae; Desmidiales; Closteriaceae. The record is from the annotation of a GenBank genome assembly.
AUGUGUCCCGCGUGCGUGCAGAACAAGGAGCUAGCGCGGCUGAUAAAGCACCAGCAGGCGCAGUUCCACUCCGCGCUGCUCAUGCGCGGCAUGGUGGACGAGGGGCUGCUGCCGCGCCACCAGUACGCCGCCUUCACGCGCGACCUGCUGGGUGACGUGCUCGCCAGCACCGCGCACGACCAAUGGCCGCAGCUCACGCGCAGCAACCUCGUCUUCAUUCAGUGUCUUGACUCUCGCACCGACCACCACCAGUCAAUACCUUCCACUUGUCCUCCCUUCCGCGCCGCACUCCCGCAGGACUUGUUCGAGUCGCACUGCAUAUCGCCAUCGGACUACCACGAGGCUAAGCUCGCGCUCAUCCACCACCUCGCAGCGCAGGGGGCGGACAUAGACGACACGGAUUUCUACCUCGGAUCGGCCGCCCCCAACGCGCCCUCCGUCCUGCGCAACAGCCGGCCGUCCCUACACAGCCCUCCGCCCUCCGGCCCUCCUCCUUUCUCUCUCGGCGAAUCUCUGCGCCGCAGCGCCGGUUCUAGGGGCGCGCUGUUGCGCGCAAGCCGCAGCAAGGGUCAGUUUCGCAAGCCUCGGGAACAGCGAAGCGGGUCGGUGGCUGGCAGCGGGAGCGGCAACGGCAGUUGGGAGGACGCAGGCAGCAGCCAGGGGUCAGGGGGCUGUGGGGCGCGCGAGAUCCCCAAACCCACUCUGCAGCGGCAGUUCGACGAGGCGGCGCGGGAGGGGUUGGGGGCGGAGGAAGCGCACGGGUGGCCGGGAGCACAAGGUGAGGGGGACAGGCAGCAGGAGGGCGCAGGGGACGCGCGGCAUGAAGGCAACGGCCCGGCAGUAGGCGCUGAGCGUGGCGGUGACACGGAUCCCGCUGCGCAUGCCCCCCUCGUCUCGGAACCUCCAAGGCGGCCGCCGCCACAGCAGCAGCAGCAGCAACAACACCCGGAGCAGUACCAUGAGACGCAACGAGAGCAACAGGGGGCAGGGCGGGGGGAGCGGGAAUGGGAGGCGGAAGAAGCGGAGCAGGAGUACGUGGCGGUAGCGACGGAGGCGGACCUCACACCGGGCGCUACUCACUUCGCCCGACCGCACGCCGAUCCCCCCCGCACCCCUGCUCCCACCUUUCCGCCUCCGCCGCCCCCACCCAGCGUCCCCGCUGCUGCAGCGGAGGAAGCGGCCGUUGCCAAACAGAGGGAGCAGUUGUUUGGGGCUGCGGAGAGAGUGAACGGGGGGGGGGCGCGCAAAGUGUAUGGUGCUCCCCAGGGUUUGGCGGAUGACACGUGGGGGCUUGGCUCUGGGGGCUUUCGCGACUCAUGGGGAGCCGCGCGCAACCGAGAGAGUGGACGAGGGGCGCAGGUUGGCGACGCGGGUGUGGCGACGUACGCUGUAGGAAGAGAGAAGCGGGAGAAUAAGGCGGCUUCAAGAGCAGCGCCUGCGCCUGCGCCUGCGACUGCGGACCCACGUGUCCACCCGCAGGCGGAACCAGGGAAGAAGCGCGCAACAGGGGCGGCAGUGCACAAGUUCCGCCGACCCAUGGCGGCUGCCGCAGGCCCUCCGCCCGCUGCGGAGCAGACGCCGCUGCAGGCCAUGCUGGCGGCGGGGUGGCGCAUGUGGUCCGGUCGCGCGGAGAAAGGCGCGGUGCAAGGGGGGAAGGGGGCGGAGGCGGGGGAAGAGACGUGGGUGGAGGAGGUGGUGGUGGUGGAGGAGGUGGAGGCGGACGAGGAGGUCGGGCGGCCGGUGAGAGGCGCGAUGGCGAGUGGCGCAAGGCGACAGGAGCGCUCAGGGGAGACUAUGCGGGGCGACGCCGGGGGCGGAGGCAGAGCGGGAGGGGCGGGGAUGGGGACUGCGGGAGCGGCGAGAGAACGCAGCAGGCAGGAGUGUGGAACGAACGGUCAAACCGUGCAAGAGGCGGCGGGCACGCGGUGGGUUCACGACACAGCUCCAGCGGGACGUGCGCACUUGGACGCACGCGGGGGAGAGGGGGACGAGAUCCGCGCGGAAGUGCGCGGGGAGAGGCAGGAGCACGCAGCGCAAUGCAGGAGAGAGGAGAGCGGGGAACAGAAAGAGGGGAGUGUUGGGGAGGAUUUCUCAGACGGUGGGGAGGGAUGGGCGCGGGGGGAGCCGGCGACGGCGCACGAUGGAGGAGACGGCGGCGGAGGAAGCGAGAGGCGCAGCGACAUCAGGAACAGCAGCAGCAGCAGCAGCGGAAUCGAGGGCGGCAGCAGCAGCGCUCCGCGUUUGUCGUCCAUCGCUGAUGACGAUGGUGACGGUGACGGUGACGAGGAGAGCAGCCUCCGUAACGACGCACGGCCCGCGCACGAGGCACCCACGCCCGACGCGCCCAACACGGUCAAUACAGUCAACACGGUCAACACGGUCAACACAGCGAAGACAGCCAACACGCCAGCGACGUGGAUGGCGAGCGCGCUGUCGGAGGGCGAGAACCCCGUGUCGGAAGGCGGCUCCGCGCGAGUCGACCUCUUCGCCGCCGGCCGCUUUCAACGCCAGGCGGCGCGCGGAGUGGUGCAGGCUCUCAGGCUCGGGGACGCGGAGCCGAGGGGGGGCAGAGGGAAAGCGGAGACGGUAGAGGAGAUCGCGGAAGAAAGAGCAACGGAGGAAGACUACGACGCGGCGGCGAGUGGCGAUGGCGGGAAGGCGGCGGCGGGGGAGAGCCCGCCUGCAGCCGCCCCCUUGACAGCGCCGCGAGCCUUCAGCUUCAGGCGGCCAGGCGGCGUCACUCGGCCCGCCGACCUCGAAACGCCCCCGGGAAAGCGCCCCCCGCCCCAGCCCUACCCGUGGGCAGGGAAGCGCGCGGACGAGGAGGGCUUGGCGGGCGGGCCGAGCGGACGGCUGUCCCGCGUGGAGGAGAGGAGGUCGUGCGGGGAGGGCAGCGAGUGGUGCGCAGAGGAAGGCGAACGACCACGCGCACCUCAACCUCCCGCCGCGGAGAGGAUGGCGCAGGAGCCUGAGCUCGUGACGCCAGGGGCGGAGGUCGAGCGGACGGGCUUGGGCAAGGGAAGCCGCCGUCGCCCGGGCGAGCCCCGCACUGGCGGAACCAUUCUCCGCGGCAUCAUGCGGAAGAUCUCGGCGCGUGACCUGGGCGCAGCGGCCGCCGCAGCCGUGGCGAAGGUGGACUUCACUCCGCUCGCCACCGCCGCGCGCCUGCCCAGAUUUGCGCGCACUAUGAGCCGCGGAAAGGGCGGAAGCAGCCGCGCAGCGGCGGCGGGAGGGUUGCUGAUGCCGCCGCGCAAGCUGCAGAUUGAUGGGCUGAAGAAAUCCCGCGAAGGCGCGGGAAGGCGGUCGCGCGACCCCAGCCGGCGCAGUCGCGCGGCGAUGCGACGGUCGGCGCGAUCGAGCAGCAGCAUGGCGAUGGCGAUAGGCGACGACUACGACGACGACGACGUGUCGUUCUGGGCCGGCGGGGAGAGACGCUCGCGCGUGCUGCGGGUGCCGGGCGAGGAGGAUUUAGUGCACGCGGAAGGAGAAGAGGAGGAGGAGGUGGAGGAGGAAGAGGAGGGGGAGGAGGAGGAAGAAGAAGAGGAAGAAUACGAGGCCGAAGAGGAAGACGGGGAUGAGGGGGAGGAGGAGCAACGCGAGGCGACGCCAGGAGUGGCGUGGUCGGUGAACGUGCCGGCAGCCAAGGCGCGCGCCAGGGCGAGCGCGCGGAAGCCGCGGGAGGUGGUCACUCCGCCGGGGCUGCGCGGACGCGGGGAGCAGGACUAUGAGACGUUGCCUGCGGCGUCAGGGGCAAUGGCGGCGGAGAGUGCAGCGGGGGGAGAGGACGAGGAGGUUGGGGACGGAGAAUCAGCAAUGGCAGCAGCAGCAGCAGCGAUUGGCUUAUCGCCUGCGCUGUCGGGCGUGGUGGGGAUGGCUGGCAGGGCAGACGCGGGGACGGGGAGAGGAGGGGGUGACGGGAGAGGAGUGCGAGGCAUGGGCGGAAGGGGAAGGGAACGCGGAAGCGGCAGUGCAGGAGGCGCGAGGCGAGGGGUGCAGAGGAGCAGCAGCAGCACGAGUGAGAGCAGCAGCAGCAUUGAGAGCGAGGGCGAGGGCAGCGGACAUGCAUGGCGGAGGAGGAGCACGAGAGGGGCCGGGAGCAGCAGCAGCAGCAGGGGUGGCAGUGGCAGCGGGAGCAGGGGCGGGGGCAGCAGUGGUGGCAGUGGUGGGAGUGGGAGGAGCAGCGGGGGCAGCGGGGGAGUGGUGGUGGUGGAAGGGGAGAACCGGCGCAGUGUGGACGCGUUGGAGCUGAAGAAGAAGCUCAGCGGCUGGGUCGCCUCCUCUGGUGUCGCUGCCAUCGACAAGGCGCUGGUGACGAACAUCCGCGCAUCGCUGGCGGCCAUGCGAGCGCAGCUGUGCGCUGCACACCCCAAGCUGCACCCCUCGCAGAUCCUCUCUGAUGAUGAGAUGACGGCAGUGGCCAUGCGCAUGCCCGCUGACAGGGCAGAGCUCCUCAAGUUCUUCCCACAGCGGUGGGUGGAGCUGUUCGGAGUGGUGGUGCUGGACGUGGUGCAGAAGGAGGUCAGCCGCCAUGUCGCCCCGCUCAAGGACCCUCCUCCACCCCCCCCUGCUGCCGCAUGCCCGCCUGCCCACCCUCAUCCGCACCCACAAGCCCAGCCACAUGGCCAGGCGCCAGUGCAAGCCCACGUGCACAUGCAGGUGCAUGCUGAUGCACCCCCAUGUGCCCCCGGGCAUGGCCAUGGGAGCGGGGCGACGGCAGCAGCAGGGGGUGCAGGGCGAGGUGUGGGGGUUGAUAGUGGGGGUGAUGGCGCGGAUGAGGCUCAUGCACGCCCUCGCACGCAUGACGCUGCUGCUGUGCGCCACAAGCCAGCAGUGGCGAUGGGAGGAGAGGCAAGAGCAGCAGGCAGUGCUGGUGGUGGUGCUGGUGGUGGUGCAGUGGGGGUGCGGGAGGAACAGGCGGAUGCACGUGGUGGCGGUGCAGCAGAGGCAGGGGCGGCAGGCAGCGUUGCAGGGAGCAGGGCGAGCGGCAGCAGCGGAAUGGGAUAUGGGGGGCCGGCGCAACCCCUGGGGGAACGGUGUGUGAACGUAGGCCAGGGAGUGGGGCGAGGGAGCUAUGGCAGCCUGGAUGGGAGCAUGAGGGAGGGGCGCGAGGGUAGCAGGGACGGUGGCAAUUGGAAGGAGUGGGGCCAUGGGAGUACGGAGCGAGAGGGAGCGGGGGGAUUUGAGGAGAGAGAGAGUGUGGUGGCGCCUGUGCUGGAUAGUCUAGACAACCCGCUGCUCAACUCCAUCGCCCCUGCUGCUGCUGCCGCAGCAGGCAAGGAGAACUUGGCUGUGUUUGCAGCGGGGAAGGCAGGCGGCGUGGGUGGAGCAGCAGGUGCAGGGAUGGCAGGCGCAGGGCCGACAGCAGCAAGGGUGGGAGGAGCAGGCAGAGGGCCCAUGAUGGGUGACAGGCCCCCGCCCACCUUCACAGGCAGAAAGCCCCGCGCCCCUGCACCUGCUGCUGCGGCUGUCGCUGCUGCUGCCGCUGCUGCACCCUCUGCUGCAGUGCCCAGCCCACCAGUGGGCACUGCCAGGAAGCCUGGCACACCCGCAGUGCGUGCCACUCCCAUUGCUGCUCCCACUGCUGCCGUGGGCAGGGCAGCAGGCAGCGGUGCCAAGGAGAGUGCAGCGGGCGAGGAGGGUGGGGAGGCGCGUGACAUUGGGAGGGGCAGGGAGCACGUGGAGUCACAGCGACAGGUGGGGACAGCAGCAGCAAGCAGAGGGCCAAGAGAAGCAGCAGCAAGAGGAGGAGGAGCAGCAGCAGCAGAGAGAGGGUCGGCAGGGGCCAGUGGUGGUGCAGGUGUGCAGAUGUCAGGGCAUGCAGGCAGCGCGGGGCACAGGAGGAGUGAUGAGAGGAGUGGGCAGGGGCACAGCCAUGAUGAGACAGCAGGCACGGCCGGCAGGGUACGGGAGCAGGAGAGGGUGGGGAACGUGAGGGCGUUGAGUGGCAGCGGUGGCAGCUUCAGGCAGCGUGCUGCAGCAGCUGCUGUGGCCGCCAUUGCUGCUGCCAACCCCCCUGGGCAUGCAGGCGUGCGUGGCAGCAGGGGAGACGCGCAGGCAGUGGGGCAGGCUGGCACCAACGAGGGCGAGCGAGAGGAGAAGGGCAGCAGCAUGGCUGAUCGUUGUGGUGGUGCUGUCGGUGGUGACAGUCAAGCGAGGACGGCAGAGGGCUCGGUUCUGGAAAGAGGGGCAGGAGGAGGGGAACAGGGUGGGGCAGCAGUGGGAGGAACAGAGGGAGGAGGCGCAGUGGAUGGGGCAGCAGGCGCGGCUGCGAGGGCAGCAGUGCAGCGCAAGCCACGGCCAGCCACGUGGAGCAAGGGCACCAUGGCAGCGGCUGCUGGGCCGCGCCGCACCCCGCGGCCAUUCAACAUGGGCACUGCGGGGCGGGCGGGCACCAUGGCACAGGCGCAUGCACAGAUGCUGCUGGCACACGGCAGUGGGUCGCACGGGAGUGGGGCCAGGCCGGGCACCAGGGGCGCUCCAGGCAGUGGAGGGGCAGGUGGGAGCAGGGGAGGCGUGCCGCAGCAGGUGGGGCAGCAGGAGGCAGGGCAGAGGGGGCCAGCGGCGCAGGGAGGGGGGGAGGUGGGGAAGGGCGAGGGGGUGGUGGGGGGAGGGUCGGGACCCAUGGCAACGCCAGCAUCGGUGCUGCGGCCCAAGGCUCUGGCGUUUGGCACAGGGGGUCCAGCGGGGGUGCCAGGGGGGGCCCAGUACGGCGGGUCCAUGGGGCGGUGCGCAGGGCUCAAGGCCAUGAGCGGGUUCAGAGCACCGCUCAGAACGCCCGCUGCUGCUCCCGGCAGCCAUGGCAGCGGUGGUGGCACUGCGGGGAGAGAGAUGUGA